CACAUUUAAACCUUCCAUCCAUAUUCUAUACCUAAAUUCUCAAAAAAUUCCUUUCAUUUUUCUCCGUUUCCACGUUUAUCCCCUCUCCCUCUUUCUCUCUAGGAUUCGGUACCAUUUUUCGUUUAACUUGUCAAACCCAAGUACCGUAAUCUACUGAACUCCCACUGCAAUGUCAACUCAAACACAUACAGUGUUUCCUCUUCUGUUUUUAGUCUUCAUCACCAUUACUACUGCAGCAGCAGCAGCAGCAGCAGCAGCAGCCAUUAGAACAAGUCAUGAACUUCCAACAUUCAGAGAAGCACCAGCUUUCAGAAACGGAGUUGGAUGUCCAAAAACAACAUGGGUUUCUUCAUCAAUUUCUAAAUCACUAAACCCAGAUUCAAUAAUUCAUAUAUCAAUGACUCUUGAUUCAACUUACCUUCGUGGAUCAAUAGCUGGUGUUCUCUCAGUUCUCCAACACGCUUCAUGUCCUGAAAACAUUGUUUUCCACUUUCUUGCUUCUCAUAACAGAAUAGAUCUUCAUAAAACAAUCUUAACUACUUUCCCUUACCUUAAAUUCAAUCUGUAUCAUUUUGAUACAAAUCUAGUACGAGGGAAAAUCUCAUCAUCAGUCCGCAGGGCAUUAGAUCAACCUUUAAAUUAUGCUAGAAUUUAUCUAGCUGAUUUACUACCAAACUCAGUAUCAAGAAUCAUAUAUUUCGAUUCAGAUUUAAUUGUUGUCGAUGAUGUUGAAAAACUAUGGAAAAUCGAUUUGGGUACUCAUGUUUUAGGCGCACCAGAAUACUGUCAUGCAAAUUUCACCCAUUACUUUACUGAAAAUUUCUGGUUAGACCCAAAUUUCUCAAAAAAAGCAUUCAAUGGAAGAAGAGGGGCACCAUGUUAUUUCAAUACAGGAGUAAUGGUGAUUGAUGUAUUGAGAUGGAAACAGGGGAAAUACACAGAGAAAUUAGAAGUGUGGAUGAAAAUGCAAAAGAGAUAUAGGAUUUAUGAGUUGGGUUCAUUACCACCAUUUUUGUUGGUUUUUGGUGGUGAUGUUAAAGGGGUUGAGCAUAGAUGGAAUCAACAUGGAUUAGGUGGUGAUAAUUUGCAAGGUUUAUGCAGAGAUUUACAUCCUGGUCCUGUUAGUUUACUUCAUUGGAGUGGGAAAGGAAAACCAUGGUUGAGGUUAGAUUCUAAUAAACCAUGUCCAUUGGAUAGUCUUUGGGCACCUUAUGAUCUUUAUCGUCAUCCUUCUUCUUCUUUGUUUGCUGAAAUUAUCUAAUUCGUUCAUGGAUUCUUUGAUUCAAGUCAUAUUUCUCAGAAGAGAUAUUUGGGAAAGGGCAAAUUGGUAAAUUGCGGAGAAGUGGACUAAUGAUUAUUAUCCAACGCUUGUGAAUGAUUAGGUUUAGGGUUCUAAUAUCGCUAGUGUUUACGCAAUUAAAGGGGCUCACGUUUGAUUUUUUUCAGUAUAUAAAUUAUUUUAUACUGCUAAGUUAUUUUUUUUAAUUUAAGUUUUUUUCAUAUUAUUUUUUGUAUAAUAUAAUGUGAUAUUCGGAGGGAAUCAAGGAACUAGUCUUGUUUACUUCUUUAUAUAUAUAUUAAAAAAAAAUCCAAAAAGAAUUCUUCA
Papaver somniferum (opium poppy) is the source of this 1606-nucleotide messenger RNA. Its product is annotated as probable galacturonosyltransferase-like 3. Lineage: Eukaryota; Viridiplantae; Streptophyta; Magnoliopsida; Ranunculales; Papaveraceae. Bases 170 to 1261 code for a protein of 363 amino acids. Gene Ontology annotation, molecular function: glycosyltransferase activity. The record is from RefSeq and is a predicted model, not a curated record. Gene Ontology annotation, cellular component: Golgi apparatus. The transcript has a single exon.